AGGCUCACUGUCCAGGUGCCCCUACAUAAUCCCUGGCUCAUCCCUCUCAUUCUUACGGAUGUGCAACUCCUCUGGCGAGCUACUCUCCCUGUUUCCGCCUACUCCUCUGAUAUUGAUCUCUUCAGCACUGCCCUCGCAGAUGCUGCUGGGCAACCGAAAAAGAUAACCAAUGAGGCCAACGGCGAGGAACUCCGCAAUGCGCGUAAAUUUAUAACUACAGACAGUGUCAACGAGUUCUAUAUGUUGGCUGGCGACAAGAAAAUGCGUCUCGUCCUUGACUUUUGUUUGUAA
This is a messenger RNA of Dibothriocephalus latus, 291 nucleotides long. NCBI's taxonomy places the organism in Eukaryota, Metazoa, Platyhelminthes, Cestoda, Diphyllobothriidea, Diphyllobothriidae. The record is from the annotation of a GenBank genome assembly.